Messenger RNA from Hydractinia symbiolongicarpus, 1376 nucleotides. RefSeq lists its product as uncharacterized. Gene Ontology annotation, molecular function: RNA polymerase II transcription regulatory region sequence-specific DNA binding; DNA-binding transcription activator activity, RNA polymerase II-specific. Gene Ontology annotation, cellular component: nucleus. Gene Ontology annotation, biological process: regulation of transcription by RNA polymerase II. The coding region runs from base 202 to 1224 and encodes 340 amino acids. The record is from RefSeq and is a predicted model, not a curated record. The transcript is spliced from 3 exons. NCBI's taxonomy places the organism in Eukaryota, Metazoa, Cnidaria, Hydrozoa, Anthoathecata, Hydractiniidae.
GCAUCAUACCGGCCGCGGAAAAAGUUUCUACGUACGCUGUUAUCAACAUUCGAGAUAUUUCUCAGAGAAAACAAGAUGGAGUAAUUGUAUAGCUACAAUUUUUACCUAAGAAAGGCGAGUGCCUUGCACUUGAUAAAGACAAAGAAUAAAACAUGGCGUUUCAAAAUGGACUUCAAAAUACCUUAGCUUUCUUCUACAAUAAUGAGCAGAACAAAAAUUUACAUAAUGAUGGAAAACAAAGAAAUCAAUCUGUCAAAUGGCAGCAAUGCCUUUGAUAAUUUAUUAUUUAAUGGUGCUGGAUUCUUCGAAAAUCUCACUGACAAGAAUGCGGACCAAGAAAUCCCAAAUGAUUUUUCAUUUGAAGGAUUUGAUACACCUAAUUGGUUUAUGGAAAAUGACAACUCAAAACUUGUUGAUAUUGACUACCUUUCAUCCAUAAACGAAACAUACUCAUUAGAUGACUUACUUGAUGCUGAUGCAUUGAUGUCUCCAGAAGGUAGUAAUUUCUCAUCAGAAUUUAUGGAAACCCCACUUGGUUCCCCAAUGUCUUCGAGCGACGAAACUUCAUACGAUUUGAACGACUUGUUUCUGCCAGCCGCGCCUGACGCUGUGUUGAAAAACAACCAAGUUAUUGAGAAGCCAUCCCCAUUAUCUGAACACACUUAUGCGGCAUCUAAUCUUCCGUUGGUCGAUUUCACAGUGGCAGUUGGUAAUGCUGAAAUAGAAUCUGAUUCAUGUGGCGAAUCAUUAUCCGGAUCCGAUGAUAUGUUGGCCCAUUUUUUAAACGGGCAAUUUGAUCUUAUCACUUCAUCAUUGGAAGCACCUGUUGCCAAUACCACUGUUGAUAUCACUGCUAUUUUAGAUCCCUUAAGCGUGAACAGUCCAUUAGAAGUCAAAGAUGUGCCCAGCAAGACAAAUUCCACGCGGUUUUCUCCUUACAAAAAGAAAAGGAAAACCACUGAGCAGAAGCAACGGAAGAAAAUGCAGAAUCGUAAUGCAGCUUCGAAGUAUCGUUGCCGAAAGAAGGAUGAAAUGAACGAAAUGUUUACGGAGGCUGAAGAGUUGGAAGGUAAGAAUCGAGAACUGAAGGGGAAAGUGGAUGGGCUGAAAAAAGAGAUAGAUUACCUAAAAAAUUUGAUGUUGGACGUCAUAAAGGUACGACUUGCAAAAAAUAACACAAGUCUAGAUGAUGUAUUGAGUAAGACUUUGAUGAGUGUAUCGUAAUGAAGAGUUGUAUAUUAAUAAGUUUUGAAUUAUUUUUUUUCCUAUUUGUACAUAGCAUUAAACUUGUUCAGUGAGUUUUUCAUUAGGUCAGCUGAGUUUUCUUUUCAGGAGUGUAAAAGCAUUUAAAUAAAAUAUAGUCUGGGCAAAACCUU